GGGGAAAAAAAGAAUCGAAGCUUGAAUAAUAGUAAAUCUCGGCUUGUGGAAGAACCCUAAUCCCUUUCUCAACUUUCUCGAUUUUUAUCUCGCAGAGAACGGAGCCCUUCCCGAUUCGCUACUAUGUCUCAGGUUGAUAACCGGAACCCAUCUGCUGGCAAGAGGGCCAGAACCGAUGGUGGUCGACGAGAAGAUGAUUGGACUUGUCCUAGUUGUGGUAAUGUUAAUUUCUCAUUCAGGACAACCUGCAAUAUGCGCAAUUGUACUCAGCCAAGACCUGCAGACCAUAAUGGGAAGUUUGCACCAAAGUCUAUGCAAGCUCCUCCACCCUAUGCUCCAGCUGGUUAUGUAGGUUAUGGUACUCCAUCUUCUAUGUAUCUUCGCACUCCACCAUAUGGAUCUUCUGUUUUCAAUGGUCAUCCAUUGCCUCCAUAUGACAUGCCUUUCUCUGGAGGUUCUGCUUACCUGUAUGAGUAUGGUAAUCGUCUUUCUGUGGGGAGUCCAUAUGGGCCUUUACAUCUGUCUGGUCCUUAUUCCGCUGGACCUAUGAUGGGAGCAGGUGGUGGUGGGUAUGGUAUGCCGCCGCCUAUGGUGGAUAGGUAUGGCUUGGGUUUGCGUGUUGACCAUGGUCCAAUGGGUCCUAGAUCUGGAGCAUAUCCUGAAGAGAGUUCACAGAAGAAGAAUGCAGGUGAAGGGCGUGAGAAUGACUGGAAAUGCCCAAAUUGUGGCAACAAUAAUUUCUCAUUUCGAACUGUCUGUAACAUGAGGAAGUGUAACACCCCGAGGCCUGGAAGCCAGGGUUUCAAAUCAGAAAAUUCAAAAGGUUCAAAACCAAAAAUGCCAGAGGGAAGUUGGAAGUGUGAAAAGUGCAACAAUAUAAACUAUCCAUUCCGAACCAAGUGUAACCGACAAAAUUGUGGUGCAGAAAAGCCAUCAGAAUCACAUUCUCCAGGGCCGUCAUCCAAUGAGGAUGAUCAGUGAGUCCUAGGACUAUUAUGUGGGUCGAGAAGGUUCGAAGUCUUCGUCAGCGUCGCACACUUGAUUGUCUAUGGUCAGUCGUGUCCUAUAGUUGCGGCCAUCCAUAUGAGUUUCUCCACCCUCUUGAUCUAAGUCGAGGAUAUAGUAAGGUUAACAUUUUUGCAAGUUUGCAUCUGGUAUCUUGGCUUGUAUUGGUCUUUCAUGAAAAAUAUUUACAUAUCUAGCCUGGUCCAGUUAUCGUACGUGCUUGUCGGUUCGACUGGUUAAUGUUUCGUGAGAACCUUUGUUUAGUUCAGUUCUGUUGCGUUGUGUUGAAUUGUUUCUGAGAUCCUCUAGUAACUAAUAUAUCUGGAUGGUACCCCUUCGUUUGCUUUA
This is a messenger RNA of Zingiber officinale, 1353 nucleotides long. Its product is annotated as ranBP2-type zinc finger protein At1g67325-like. NCBI's taxonomy places the organism in Eukaryota, Viridiplantae, Streptophyta, Magnoliopsida, Zingiberales, Zingiberaceae. Gene Ontology annotation, cellular component: nucleus. Gene Ontology annotation, molecular function: transcription coregulator activity; RNA binding. The record is from RefSeq and is a predicted model, not a curated record. Gene Ontology annotation, biological process: regulation of DNA-templated transcription. The transcript has 10 exons. Bases 124 to 981 code for a protein of 285 amino acids.